This is a messenger RNA of Darwinula stevensoni, 3939 nucleotides long. The record is from the annotation of a GenBank genome assembly. Lineage: Eukaryota; Metazoa; Arthropoda; Ostracoda; Podocopida; Darwinulidae.
AUGCGAGCCGUGAAUCAGCCUGAAUGUUCUGUGUUGGAUAGCGUGAAUGAAGCGGCGGGUGAGGCGAACGUGAAUGCAGUGGGCGGCGGGGAAGGGGCGGUGGAGCCGGAGGAGGAAGCCUGGAAGUCCUACUACGAACACCAUGAACACCCGUUGACGGCUGCCACGUCUGCCAUGCUCAACAUCAAUGGUGCUAACGACGAGGGCUCUUCGAAUUCUCCGACUGCGCCCAUCUUUUAUGAACCCUACUACAAAGUUCCGAUCGAGAAAGCCAACGUGUCCGGGGGGAAACAACUCUCCGAGAUGUGGCCGAUUCCGGCUUUCAGUCCAGGUGUGGGAUCUCGGGUAACUCUAACCACGGGUCCAAAGUUGCUCAACGGUACGGCUUCGGGAGUAUCGGAAACGGAGCUGCAUUCCUUGCUCGUAUCUGGGGGAGCCGGCUCGCCUCUCAUCAAACGAGAACCCGAAGACCUUCGAAGCUCUAAGUCCGGCAAGUCCAGCACAAGUCCCAUCGAUGUGAAAAGUGAACCUCAUCGCGAGGACGGGAGUCCGGAUUUGGGUGCCGUGUACACAUCGGCUGCCUACGGACACCCGUAUCCAGAAACUGCGGCUGCUCUAGUCCACUACAACAAUAGUGUUAGCGUGAACAGCAGCCGACCCAGCCCAUACUCCCUGAGUACGAGUGAUCACUAUUACCGCGAGUACUACAAUGCUCAAAAUGCGGCCGGGGAAGUGUACACGUUACGGCCGUACGAAGCAGGUGACGUAUCGGCCGCAGGAGUUGGGGCAUCUUCUGGCAGUGCAUUUGUAGACAGGUACUUGAGGACUCCUCAAGGCGGUUAUAAAUCCCCUGGCCAUGUGCUUUCCGUCGAUCUCCCGUCUCCAGACUCCGGGAUCGGAGCUGAAGCCGUCACACCUCGGGAACACAAUGCCAUUCAUCAGACGUUCGACUAUUCCGAGCUAGUAUCGGGGGGGUUGAUGGCGGGGGGUCCAGGGACGGAUGGCGUGUUGCCCGGGAUCCGAGGGCCCGGCAAUGCCAACAAUCAAGGCGCCAACAGGUCGAGAGCUUGGCACGACUUCGGCAGACAGUCUGAGGCUGAUAAAGUCCACAUUCCCAAAAUAUUCUCACCAGUGGGGUUCAAGUACUACCUGGAAACUCCGAUUUCCACGAGUCAACGGCGGGAGGACGACCGAGUCACGUACAUCAACAAGGGCCAGUUCUAUGGAGUUACACUGGAAUAUAUCCCUGAUCCUGAGAAUCCCCUCAAGUCACAAACUGUGAAGAGCCUAGUCGUGUUGGUGUUCAGGGAGGAAAAGUCAGCGGAAGAUGAAAUCAAAGCGUGGCAAUUUUGGCACGGGAGACAGCACAGCAUCAAGCAACGGAUCCUGGAUAUCGAUACCAAAAACAGUCUGGGUCUUGUGGGUUGCAUCGAGGAAGUGGCUCAUAAUGCCAUCGCUGUCUAUUGGAACCCUUUGGAGAGUCCUGCCAAGAUCAACAUCGCUGUCCAGUGCCUGAGUACGGACUUCAGCAGUCAGAAAGGAGUCAAGGGUCUCCCUCUUCAUCUCCAAAUCGACACCUAUGACGAACCUUCGAAAUCCGGUCCCGUGUGUCAUCGAGGCUACUGCCAGAUCAAAGUCUUCUGUGAUAAGGGUGCGGAGAGGAAAACGAGAGACGAGGAGCGUCGGGCGGCGAAGAGGAAAUUGACGGCAACGGGAAGGAAGAAGUUGGACGAACUUUAUCAUCCUCCGUGCGAAAGAUCGGAGUUCUAUUCCAUGAGUGAUCUCACGAAACCACCGUCUCUCUUUACUCCUGCCGACGACGUGGAUAAGCUGGCCUCGAUGGAACUGCAGAGCUUCUACUCCCAAGCUGCCUCGGACGACUCUUCGCAUUCCAGCGACAAGAAGGUGAUAUUGACGGAUGGAUUGGGAGGGGCGGGGCCAGAGGCGACCCCCGUAAUGGCGGAGCAUUUGCCCCCGCCCGUUGGUACAUGUGCAAUCCCGAUGAAAAGGCUCAAGAUGAUCCCCCCAGUAACAGAAAGGCUCAUGUUGUAUGUCCGUCAAGACGGCGAACGGGUGUAUACCCCUCUACAUUUGACGCCACCCUCUCUGGUCGGACUUCUCAAUGCCAUCCAAGACAAGUACAAGGUGGCCGUGUCGACUGUGAAGCAUAUCUUUAGGAAGAACAGGAAAGGAAUCUUGGCCAAGGUGGAUGACGAAAUGCUGAAACAUUACUGCAACGAGGACGUGUUUACGAUUUUCAUCGAGAAAGCGGAGAGCGAGGAUACGUACGAGAUAACACUCCGGGAGGACAUGGGAGCUACAUAACCAACGCGAACCUGCCUCGUGCCUUUCCCUCGCAGUUACCAGGCUGUCCUCCAUGCAUAGCAGGGAAAUUUGGCAAGUUGGUCCUUCUCAACCUUCGGCCUUUCGAACUGACCCUUCGUGUUUCUCAUGGUGCAAGGGAUCCAGUCUGAUAAAGAUAUGCUGUGAUGGCGGGCUCUGGAAGAAAUAUUCUCAGUCGGGCUUCCCCCUUUCAUCUUUUCUUCCGCCAGAGACUGCUUCAGACCUUGUGGAACUUUUUUUUCGGUUGCUCUCGCGAAGUUUUCACUCAGAUUGCGAGAAAGAAGUUUGAAGAAGAGGAACCAAAAUCCAAGUGCUCAAAAUGAUCUCUUAUUGUUGAGAAGAUCCCCAUUUUUCUUUUUUUUUUGCAUUUACUACGCUUUUUAUUUCCUCCUUCCCCCUGUUUGUGGUGGCUCCACGUCUCGUCUAUAGAGUGCACGCUUAUCGGUGUAUAUAUCAGCUGUCUCACUUUUUUUUGGUCAGGAAUAUUAUUCAAACUUCCUGUUUUUAGGUGAUAGCACUAAACACUUCCUUGAUGCUUGAAUCGUUUCUUGUGCCAUGCAGGGACUUGAGAUUUUAGUAUAUUUUAUUUAUCUAGGGUGUUUGUAUAUUUUGCAAUCAUAGCAGGGUACCAGUCAAAAAAUUUUUUUGUCCUCUCUAUCUCUGAUUUUCAUGCAAUACGGUGUGACUAUAAAGUGCCAUCAGCUGAACUAACUUUGUAUACGCAGAUUACCUGAUUGAGGAAUGUGAUAAGUCCUCUGUCCAGAGGUCUGAGCCAGACAAAUUCCAGAACGGAUGUCAAAAGUAGUGCCAAAAUGCUAUCACUGCUGAUGACUGUGAUGAUAUGAGCAUGCUGAGUGAUUUUGAAACUUCUAUACAUUGUCACUUUCUAUAGAUGAGUGGAAUAGCCAAGUAUCUCAGUAGCAUUUGGAAAUUGAUACUCUGUGAAGUUCAAGCUGCAAUGUGAAUCUCAGAGGUGGCACGCGGGAAAUGAUAUGUGCAAUGUUGUGUAGAAGUCAUCUGCUUUUUGCAGCAGAAACAAAUGCCUUUCUAUAAUCUGGUGCUAAAAUCGAGAGAGUUUCCUGUAGAGAACAGUUGCAGUUUAUUGUGUAAUUUAUUUCAUGUACCAGGAGUUUUUUUUUGUUCAGAGUUGUUUUUGGAUGUCUAGUUUUCCAGUCUUACAACAAAAUACUUUUUCUUUUCUUGUUCCAAGACUGUGUCUGAUUUGGCGAGCUUAUGGGUAUGUGAGAAAUCUUUGAGUGACUCAUUCCAUUGAAGAAUUUGAAUUUUUUCCCAAUAUGUAUGUGUGGACCAUCUCUUUCUCCAUUCCGCUCCCGCAACUGUCCAUUACUCAAAGAUCAUGAUCAUGAGUACCGUCCAAUGUUCCCGAAAGGGGAAAGUACACCUAAUUUUCUUAUCUACCACAGUACCUAUACCUGAGAGCCUGGAUACAGUGGUUUGGGCCUAUGUCUGUCUGUCGUGCCGACUGGGAUUAUAGUAACACUGAUCUCUGUCGAAAAAGAAGCAAAUAACUUGUUGGAAUCGUGUACUCAGUGACCGAUCCAUCGUUCAUGAGUUCAAUAAAGACUUCGUUACACC